This is a messenger RNA of Astrephomene gubernaculifera, 1242 nucleotides long. The record is from the annotation of a GenBank genome assembly. NCBI's taxonomy places the organism in Eukaryota, Viridiplantae, Chlorophyta, Chlorophyceae, Chlamydomonadales, Astrephomenaceae.
GAGGAGGCGGCAGCAGCAGCAGUAGCGGCUAGGGCUGUGAAUGUGAGUGACAGAAGCACAGGUGCAGCAGCAGCAGCAGGUGCCGCAUGCGCUGGCCUUGGGGCGCAGCAGGGUCAGGGUCAGGCAGCUGCUGCUGCUGAUUGCCCCCCGCAGCAGCAGCAGCAGCAGCAGCCGGAGCUGCUGUUGGCUACGGCUACCGGUACCUCCCCCCCCACCCGGCCGCCCCCGCCCCCCUACGACGGGCUGUUGCUAACCCGGGCGGUGGAGCUGGCGGACCGGCUGCUGCCUGCAUUCGACACGCCCUCGGGGCUGCCAGCGCUGUUCGUACACCUGAGGGAGGGUUACGUACGGGACGCGUACAACAGUACGUGUACGGCAUGUGCCGGCACCCUGCUGCUGGAGUUUGGCAUGCUCACCGCACUCACCGGCAACCCGGUCUACAUGGAUCGCGCCGAGUUCGCGGCUCGUGCGCUGUACGGCCGGCGCAGUCGCGUGACGGGUCUGGUGGGGGCCUCCCUGGACGUGGGCAGUGCGGAGUGGGCUAGCAGGGAGAGCAGCAUCGGGCCCGGGAGCGACUCAUACUACGAGUAUUUGCUCAAGGCCUACCUGCUGUUCGGUCGCUCCGAGUACUUAGACAUGUUCGCGCAGCUGUACGCCAGCAGCAUGCGGUGGAUGCAGCUCCCCGGCUCCCCCCAGGGUUACUCCUUCCUCGUAGAUGUGCACAUGGACACGGGCCGCCUGGCGCGACCCUUCGUCUCCUCGCUGGGGGCCUUCUGGCCGGGCAUGCAGGCGCUGGCGGGUCAGGAGCGUGACGCGGUGCAGCUGCACGCCAACUUCACGGCCGCCUGGAGAGCAUUUGGGUGGCUGCCGGAGCUGUUCGGGGUGGACCUGGGCAAGGUCCACCCCGAGGACCCCGGCUACAACCUGCGGCCCGAGCACAUCGAGUCCACCUACCUGCUGCACUGCCUCACGCAGGACCCGCUCUACCUGCGCGUGGCGGCCAACAUCCAGCACACCCUGCACACACACAACCGGGUCAAGUGCGGAUUCACAAACGUCAACCACGUGGACACGGGCCAGCAGGGGGACCUGAUGGAGUCGUACUUCCUCUCCGAAACCGCCAAGUACCUCUACCUGCUCUUCUCCUCCGCGCCCGCCCUGCCCGACUACUACAUACUGUCCACGGAGGGACACCUGCUGCCGCCGCUCACCGACCCCACCGCGCUGGCGCCGGAACGGCUG